Toxotes jaculatrix (banded archerfish) is the source of this 2099-nucleotide messenger RNA. Its product is annotated as transmembrane protein 151A. The transcript is spliced from 6 exons. The record is from RefSeq and is a predicted model, not a curated record. NCBI's taxonomy places the organism in Eukaryota, Metazoa, Chordata, Actinopteri, Toxotidae. Bases 1 to 1941 code for a protein of 646 amino acids.
AUGCAGACGGAGGAGGAGACGGCCACCGCAGAAGAGCCCAUUUUGGAGGAAGGGUCAGGACGAGAGCAGCAACGGCCAGUUCAGCAGUCUCUGGCCUCCUCCCUGUGUCGGGAGUCCCAUUGGAAGUGCCUCCUCCUGACCCUCCUCAUGUACGGCUGCUUCGCCACACUCGCCUGGUGCGCUCUGUGUCGGGUACCCGUUCUCGGCUCCUCCUCCAUACCUCUUGGUGCUGACGACGAUGCCACCUCUGCGGCCUACUAUAAUGACAUCCUGCACUUGGAGAGUCCCUGCUCUAGUGGCUACUUCUACAUCCCUCUGGCUUUUCUGGCCAUGCUUUAUGUGGUUUACCUGGUGGAAUGUUGGCACUGCUUCUCCAAGACAGCCAUGUUGGCUCAUGCUGAAUUCCAGGAAGUGUACGAGCGAGUGCAGAGACUUCAGCAGGCCACACCCUGUAUUUGGUGGAAGGCCAUCAGCUACCACUACGUGAGGAGGACGAGACAGGUGACAAGAUACCGCAACGGAGAUGCAUACACAACCACACAGGUCUACCAUGAGCGGGUGAACACUCAUGCCUCCAGUUCGGAGUUUGACUACGCCCGUUAUGGUGUCAAAGACGUAUCGAAGGAGCUGCUGGACCUGCAGCUGCACCCUGCUGUUCGCCUCCGUUUCACCAAAUGUUUCAGUUUCUCCAGUGCACGUGCUGAAGCUGCCUACCUCACCCAGCGAGCGCGCUUCUUCGGGGAGAACGAGGGCCUUGACGACUACAUGGAGGCCAGGGAGGGAAUGCACCUGAAGAACGUGGAUUUCCGCGAACACAUCCUGGCGUUCCCAGAUCCUGCUCAUCAGCCGUGGUUUUCUAAACAUAGGGUGUUCUGGCUAGCCUCAGCUUUCCUCCUGUCGUGGCCGCUACGGGUUGUGUCAGAAUAUCGCACAGCAUACGUCCACUACCAUGUGGAGAAGCUGUUCGGGGAGGAUGAGGAUACAGGCGGAGGAGGGGGUGGGGGAGGACCAGGUGGAGGAGGAAGAGGAGAUGGGACUGAAGGUGGCACCGAGAAUGGAAUCCACCCAGGAGGAAUCAGUGUGGGAACUGGUCUGAACGGGACGAGCUACAGAGCCAUCUCUCGGGUGAACACAGUGGAUAUGACAGAGUUGGAAUGGCACAUCCGCUGUAACCAACAGAUGGUCCCAAGCUACUCUGAAGCCCUCCUUAUGGACUUGGACACAAGUGGGGGGACAAACCCCACUGUCUCUACUCCCAUCUCUGGGCCUCCUGGCACCACCCCCAGCCAGAUGACCAACCCGCCUCCUCUGGCUCUGCCUGUGGUGUUCAACUCAGCUUACCUCCUCCAGAGUUGUCCUCGAUGCCGGAGAACAACGUCGAGUUCCAGUCUUCCCUCCAGGCUAAGGGCCCCAAUGGGAACCACAGCCCUCCUGAAUGCUACCGUGGCAGGGAUCAGGGCAACAGGGCCAGUAGGUGGGGGUAUAGGAGGAAGGCUGGUGCUCAGUCGGAGUGGAUUCUCACUAGGAAGACUGGGAGGAGGACGCCAGAACAGCCUGUUUCAUUCAAGAAGCAUGGGAGGAGGGCUGGGAGGAAGUAGGGGAGAUGAAGGAGGAAAUGCAGGUGGUGGGGGCGGAGGCGGAGGUGGAGGUGGAGGAUUCCUUGGGUUAGGUUCAAGACAGGACAACGAGGAGACCAGAGGAGUGCUAGAAGGAGAAGGUGAUGAGGAUGAGGAAGAGGAGCAGGAGGAGGAGGUGAGGAGGAGGGAAGACAGGGGAAGAGGAGGCAGAGAGAGGGAUGAAGAAGCAGAGCAAGACAGUGGAGGGGGGGGUGAGGUGAGGGAGGGGGAGAGGGAUCGUCCUCCAUCCUACCAGGAUGCAUUCUUCUUUCCUGUCCUCAUUAUACACGGAGAAGAGAGCUGCCAUGCUGGAGAGGACAUGUGACGAUCAGAAAUAUCAACACGUUAAAAGAAAGAAAGUACAUGCAGAGGCUGAGGGAGAUGAAAGGAAAGAGUGGAUCACAGAAGAAGGGGAUGAGGGAAAAUGAGAUUUGAUAGACCUGAAGAAUGAACGAGAUGAAAUGAGAACCGAACACGUUUAAA